Molecule: messenger RNA, 1665 nt
Organism: Lycium barbarum (goji berry)
Lineage: Eukaryota; Viridiplantae; Streptophyta; Magnoliopsida; Solanales; Solanaceae
Product: protein C2-DOMAIN ABA-RELATED 11-like
Exons: 5
Coding region: 754-1272 (172 amino acids)
Source: RefSeq, a predicted model, not a curated record
AUGCUAUAGUUGUCUGGGGUUUAGCAAGAAGUGAUGCAUGCUUCAUAUGAGUUAAAGAUGCUGUUUUUUUUCUCUCUUUCUUUUUUUGAUGUUUUUAAAGGUUUUGUGGAAGUUUUAGAUAUCUGGAUCUGCUUUAUUUGCAUUAAAGAUCUAUUUCUAUUCAGUCUGCUAUUUCUUUAAAGUUUCUGCUUACUAUUUUGUUGGAAAAUAUCUCUUUAUCUAACUGAAUUGUAAGGUAUUAUGCACUAUGUUGCAACUUCCUGAGUUUUUUGGAAGAAGUGGAAUAUGCUUCAUGUGAGUUAAAGAUUUUUUGUUCUUCUUUUCUGCUGUUUUUAGAGGUUUGUGGAAGUUUUAGACAUCUGGAUCUGCUUCAUUUUCUACUUUUGCUGCUGUUUUUUUUUUUUUUUUUUUUGAGGUUUCUGCUUAGUACUCUUUAGUUGGACACUGCUAGUGAAGUUAUCUUUAUCUAACUGAAUUGUAAGAUACUAUAAUGUACUAUGAAGUGCAGCUGUCUGAGUUUUAGCAAGAACUGGUGUCUGCUUUAUUUGUAUUUGUAUUUGCUAGAAUUAAUGUUGUGAUCCCAAUCAGAUGCAGAGGUAGAAUUUUCACCAAGGGGUUCAACAUCUUCUAUUUAUACAUAAAACAAAAAUUUGACCUUGUAUAUACAGUGUGAUUUUCCGGCGACCAUUUCUGCCCCUGAUCCCAAUUGUUCUAGUCCUGCUUUCGGAGUUCGUGACUUUGCAAUAGUGGAUUAUGGCAGACACAUUGGGACAGAUAAAAGUGACUGUUGUAAAAGGAAGACGGUUGGUGAUUCGGGACUUCAAGACAAGUGAUCCUUAUGUCAUUCUCAAGCUCGGUAAUCAGACUGUCAAAACCAAAGUCAUAAACUGCUGCCUUAAUCCUGUUUGGAAUGAAGAAUUCUGCUUCUCUAUCUCCGAACCGGCUGAGGUUCUCCAAUUGGAAGUGUUUGAUAAAGACCGUUUCAAGGCAGAUGACAAGAUGGGAAAUGCUCAUCUCAGUCUUCAGCCUUUGGUUGCAGCUGCUAGACUGAGAAAGAUUCUCGGUGUUGCUCCCGAGGGGACAACCUUAAGGAAGGUUAUCCCGGAGACAGACAACUGCCUAUCAGUCGAUAGCAGCAUUAGUUGGGUGAAUGGUGAAGUUGUGCAAGAUGUUUGGUUGAGGCUUUGUGAGGUGGAGUCUGGAGAUAUAGAAUUGAAAAUCAAAUUGACCGAUCUCUCGUGUGCUUCUCCCUCCAAGCAGAGUGACUCUUAAUGACAUCGAUGCAUGUCUUGAUUCCUUCGAGAAUGUUGUCAACUCUGUGUCGGAUCCUUCAAAAGUUAUUCAUUUUUGAAGGAUCCGACACUGGUGCAAUGUCAUUUUUAGAAGAUCUGAGCAACGUGACUUCUUAUUGUAGGUGGAAAAAGACAAGUGAUCAGCGUCAACGUGCCUAUGUCUAGCUUCUUUUGUUUGGAACUCAAGCAAACGUAGAUUUUAGUGUGCAUAAUCUAAAUCUUAUUCUGUAACAGAUAAACUGGAGUGAUUUAGAAGUGGAAGGAAGGUGGAGAAACAUAUGUAUUCUUAGCAGAAUUUAGCACUGAAUUUGUUCACUUGUCAUAACCAAAGUGUGUGUUUUACUUCCUAUUUAUGAAAUGGCUGUUCUCUUUA